Molecule: messenger RNA, 2118 nt
Organism: Sparassis crispa
Lineage: Eukaryota; Fungi; Basidiomycota; Agaricomycetes; Polyporales; Sparassidaceae
Exons: 13
Coding region: 1-2118 (705 amino acids)
Molecular function (GO): dioxygenase activity
Source: RefSeq, a predicted model, not a curated record
AUGCCUGGCCUUGCGACAUUCCCGCCGUUCCCAGAGAAUGUGCCCACUCACGCGUUGCUCGUCGUAGACUUCCUAUUGCUUAAGGCGGGCGACGCAGCAGAGAUCGAUAAGCUAUGGAAGGCAGCCACGGGGCUCGGAUUCUGGUACCUGAAGAACCACGGAGCUGACGAGGAAGUGAACGGUAUGUUCGACAUGGGCGCGGAGACCAUGGCACUCCCUCUGGAGGAGAAAAUGCAGUUCGAGCAAGGCGACGAUGGCACAUCUCCCGGGUACAAGGCGGCAGGUGCUAACGUUACCGAUGAGACCGGUGCGCUGGACUCAGUAGAGUUCAUCAACAUCUCCAAAGAUGAUGCACUCGCAUGGCCCGGGAAAGUCCAUAGGUCCUACCCACGCACAGUCAAUACCCGCAUGGAGCCCACCAUCGCUCCCUUCGUGCGCAAGGCAUUAGAUGUGAAUCUCACUAUCAUAGACAUACUGGAAGCCAAGCUCGGUUUGCAGGAGGGCGCAUUGGCAAAGAGACAUUCGAUCGAUGAGCGUAGCGGCAGCGAGGCGCGGUGCAUCAAGAGCCCGCCGCGGCCCCAUGGCUUCUCAGAGGACAAGGCGGCGCUAGGAUCACAUACAGAUUUCGGCUCUCUGUCCUUCUUGCACAAUCGCCUGGGAGGAUUGCAAGUCAUGGUACCGGGUGCGACGCAGUGGCAAUACCCGAUACCAGGUCAUGCCAUCUGCAACAUCGGGGACGCACUCACAAUUCUCAGUGGUGGAAUCCUGAUGUCCAACCUCCAUCGUGUAGUACCUCCGCCAAAGGAGCAGGGCAAAUUUGAACGCUGGUCUGUCGUGUUCUUCACAAGACCGGGCAACUCUAUCGAGCUCCGAGCCCUAGCAGAGGAGAGCCCGAUCAUCGCUGAAGCGGUCGCGCAGGCACCCGCUGGGAAGUAUCAGCCUGGAUCGACGGCGAAGGAGUGGUUCGCCAGGAGAGUGAGGAAUGAGAGGAGAAAUAACAGGACGGUAUUCGCAGGCCUCUAUCAGCGCGGUACACCGAGCUCCAUCACUAUGCCAGGCCUCAUAACGAUUCCCCCCUUCCCUGAAAAUGUGCCCAUGCAUCCGCUGCUUGUGGUCGACUACGAGAAGAUCAAGGCGGGCGACGAAGAAGAGAUCGACAAACUGUGGAAGGCGGCUACCGAGCUUGGGUUUUGGUAUCUGAAGAACCACGGCGUCGAAGAAGAAGUGAACGGAAUGUUCGAUAUGGGCGCGGAGACUUUGAGUCUACCGAUGGAAGAGAAGAUGAAAUAUGAACAGGGCGACGAGGGGAUGUCCUGCGGCUACAAAGCCGUAGGAGCCAACGCCACGGAUGACACCGGCGCACCGGAUGCCGCAGAGUUCAUCAACGUCGCCAAAGACGAUGCACUAGCAUGGCCUGCGCAAGUGCACCGCGACUACCCUGCGACAGUAUAUGCCUGCAUGGAGUCCACAGUUGUCCCGUUCGUACACAAGUCGCUGGAGGUCAACUACACGUUAGUCGAUGUCCUCAAUGGGCGACUCGGCCUACCGGAGGGUACGCUCGCUUCGAAGCACAAGCUGGAAGAGCACAGCGCGAGCGAGACUCGUUGCAUCAAGACCCCGCCGCGGCAGCACGGAAUGACUGAGGAUAAGGCGGCGCUGGGCGCACACACUGAUUUUGGCUCCCUGUCUUUCUUGCACAAUCGCCUUGGAGGGUUGCAAGUGAUGGUACCAGGAACAACGGAGUGGCAGUAUAUAAAGCCCAUCCCUGGACACGCUAUCUGCAACCUCGGGGACGCCAUGACAAUUUUCAGCGGCGGCAUCUUGCGCUCCAAUCUCCAUCGCGUAGUCCCUGCGCCGAAGGAACAGGGCAUAUACGAGCGUUGGUCUGUUGUCUUCUUCUUUAGGCCAGGGUUUUCUGUCGAACUCCGUGCUCUGGCCGACGAGAGCCCGUUGAUUGCACAGGCAGUCGCACAGGCGCCGGAGGGCAAGUAUUCUCCCGGCGUGACCUCGAAGGAGUGGUUUACGAGAAGAACCAAGAAUCAAAGAAUGAAGAACAGAAAAGGUCCAGAGACUUAUCGUGCUAGUAGGGGAAUGGAGCACCAGCCCUACGCUGUUUGA